AUGGCGGUUCCACCCGCUGAGCUUGAUACCCCUGCUGUUAUGCAGACCUUGAUUGAUGACACCAUGUCACAGGCUAUGACUAAAGCCCUCAUGUCGGCCAUGGGACUAAUGUCUGAUUCCAUAUCCCAGACACUUACACAUGCCCUAAUCCAGGCGCAAAAAUCAGCGCAACCGACUUCGGCCCAGAUUGUGCCUGUCACAACUCCUUUACAACCUCAGACCGGCCGCAAGGCCUUGGCAAAAAUGAAACACUCCUCAAUGCCACAGAUGGACAGCCAUGCACCUGUCACAGAUGGCGCGUCUAUACAACCGCGCAAAAGAGCCACUAGCCGGGCAAAAUCGGCUAGAUUGUGGAAAAGGGCAAGGGCCCAAGUUGAUUCUGAGUCUGAUCUCAGCGACAUUGAGGAGGAGGCUUCUGUAGAUUCGGAAGAUCCAUCGGAUCCCGACUCAGAUUGCCCGGCCGGGGACUACGGCCAUUCUCAGGACUACAGUCCGCUCCAGUCGGACAUGCCUGUUGUAGACCACAAGGCACAAGGGGAUGUAG
This is a messenger RNA of Pelobates cultripes (western spadefoot toad), 544 nucleotides long. NCBI's taxonomy places the organism in Eukaryota, Metazoa, Chordata, Amphibia, Anura, Pelobatidae. The record is from the annotation of a GenBank genome assembly.